Messenger RNA from Phalacrocorax carbo (great cormorant), 1915 nucleotides. The record is from RefSeq and is a predicted model, not a curated record. Lineage: Eukaryota; Metazoa; Chordata; Aves; Suliformes; Phalacrocoracidae.
CUGUUUGGGAGUGCCGUGCCUGCUUUCCCUCCAAAGUUUUACCUGGCAAUGACCAAGUCGAUGGCAGAUGAGCGGCGGACUCAGCUGGAGCAGUAUCUUCAGAAUGUUACUUUGCAUUCAAAUAUUACCAAAAGUGAUGUCUUCAUAGGCUUUUUCCGAAAGCUACAGCAGGAUACAUUUAAGAUCCAAACCCAGAGAGCCUUUCUGGAUGUUUACCUCGCUGAUGGCAGCAAUGUUAGACUUGAUAUCCAGACAUCGGACACUGCAGGAAGAAUAUUAGAGGUUACAUCGUGCGAGAUGGGGCUAUCAAGAGAAUUAAUAAAAUAUUUUAGCUUAUUUUUUUUCCAAGAUCAUGAUGAUGGAGCUCUCUCUGUGGUGAAAAAAGUGGCAGACUUUGAACUUCCUUAUGUGAGUCUUCAGAGCAUGAAAGAAUUGCACCGUAAGCUUGGGAUCAGAAAGUGGUAUAUGGAUCCUUCCCUUGAUACGCUGCUGAUGGAUCGUAGAACUUCACUGAAUUUGCUGUCUAUGCAGGUAAAACUGAAAGGUCUUUAGAAUUUUAAAAGCUAACUUUCCCAAAUUAAUUUCAUCUUCUACGUAAAUUCUUGAAAAGCUUGUAAGUGGUUCCGGUUUAACACUGCUUUGUUGUGAUUUUUUUAAGUGCUGUGUAUAGCUGUUGUUGAGCAUGUUUUGGUUUGUGGGUGUUUUGUGGUGGCUUUUUUUGUGUGUGUGUGUGUUUGGUUUGGUUUGGUUUUUUGUUGUUUUGGUUUUUUUUUCCCCCCCAAAACUUGUGUACUGGAGAUUCUAACUCAUCUGUGUUUUGUGCGUGGGAAAAUGAUUGCUCAAAAAGGACAUAAUCAGGUGUCCAUGCACUCUAUUUUCAAGUGUUGUAUGCAUCUUUAUCUCUCUAUGUGUAGGCACUCUGCCAUGAUAUGACAGCAUUUGAAUUCUGAACUGUAGGUGUGCUGAGUUGUACUAGCUUUGGAAACUAUUAAUUCAGGAGGAAAGAACGGUGUAGAGUGAACUUGUCCCAAAAUCAAAGCCUUGUUCUUAAAAAAAAAAAAAAAAAAAAGGCUCUUCCUGUGUAUCUGUUUCUGAGUGUUUGUGUGUGAAAGGAAAUACACUUUUGCUGACUUCUCGCUAUUUUUAAACAUUCUUUUAAGGCAAUCCAGGAAGUUAAGAGGAAUUGGGUUAAACCAAUAGAAGGGCAGAUGCAGGAACUUAAAUUUCUACAAAAAAAUGCAAACAAAGCAAAGUUCCUGGAGCUGAUUCGAGAAAUGCAGUUCUAUGGAUAUGUACGGCUUGAUCCUUGCAUUUGUGACUAUCCAGAAGAAGGCUGCUCAGCUGACAUCUAUGUUGGCAAUAAUGAGAUUAACUGCUGCAUAAAACUGCCUAGUAAGCAAACCAAAGAGGUCAGCUUUAAAGUCAACAGGUUAAAAAGUUGGCAGGUUACUUUUCUUCUAAGUACUUCACUGACUUUUUAUCUGAAUUCACUUUCCCUUCACGAAAACUAAGGCUGUCGGGUCUGGGGGGAAGGCAGUGGUUUGCUUUAAAUCCCUCCCAUCUGCCCAUAUUCUCCUCCAAAUCUAUCCUGAAACAUAUUCCCUUGGCAGCUUUUACAGCAGUAAACCAUCUAGCCUUACUCUGCUAUGUUUUGUCCCUUCCCUGGCAUUCCAUGUCAUACUUUACCUGCCCCUUUCCUGUUGAAGGUAGAGUUGGCAGAAAGUUUUGUGUGGGAGCAAAAGAACUACUUCAGCCAGCUUUAUGCUUGUAAAGACUCCCCUGUCCUACCUCCCACUUGCUCCCUCCCCCAGGAGAAGGGUUCUGGUACAGAUCUUCAGCUGCUUUAUUUAUAAUUCUGAUUUAAGGCUGAACACCUCAACGCUGUUUUGAGCUGUUUCUUCUCUUCAUUGGUUGU